Molecule: messenger RNA, 1926 nt
Organism: Bactrocera dorsalis (oriental fruit fly)
Lineage: Eukaryota; Metazoa; Arthropoda; Insecta; Diptera; Tephritidae
Product: mediator of RNA polymerase II transcription subunit 13
Exons: 2
Coding region: 641-1855 (404 amino acids)
Source: RefSeq, a predicted model, not a curated record
AAACUGUCAAACACAAUUUUACCGUCACAUUAUUAUCCGCAAUCAAGCCAAUUUUCGGCAUAACGAUUACAGAAAUCCGUUUUGUGCGGUAUUUAGAAAGUGAAACUCGCCAGACACUCUUGGAAAAGUUAAUAUCUGGGUUUUCUUAUGAAGUUAAAGUUACAUGUCUCCUGGAAAGCACCCUUUAUAUCAAACUAAUUAUCUAUGCAAACAGUUAAGUUAUAUGAGUGCUUGUGCGUUGCCACUAAAGAGUGAUUAAAACAUGAUGAGGCACUUUGAUUGUUUUGAUUGACUCUCAAGAGUUGUAUUAAAGAUCGCUUCACAUAUUUAACGAGCAGCUCAUUAAAAUAAUUUCUAACCCGAAGAUGCUUGAUACGUUGCGGCGCUCAUUACGCGUUAUUGAUGCCACUUCUAUGGCAGCGAGAAUUUGAAGGGUCAUCGCAAAGAAUAAAAUUAGCUGCGAGACAAACGGACUUGCAACCAAUGUGGGUAAAGAAGUAGCCUAAAGUCUAAAUAUAUAUUUUUUGUUUAUGGACAUAGUUUUUUGGGUUCUUUGAAGCGCUUGCUAGUAGGAAGUGAACGCCGACAACAUAGCGGUAUAAAAGCAUGCGCAAGGUCGACGCAGUGCUGCAUUAACAGAAUGGCUACACGAAAAAUCACUACAGCAACACUAUACUUCGGCUUGAUGUGUGUUGUGCACGCAGCCGCUUUGGAGCCCACUUUGGUGAAUAACACCACCACGAGCGCGCCUGAGAGAGCAAGUGUCAGUACGAACACAACCACAACAUCAACAGCAACACCGCUCAAUAUUGUAGACACCACGAUUAUAACUCCAAACGAAAGUCAGCUGGACAAUGACGAGUCUAUGGCUAGACAAGCUGUUGAAGGAGGACGUGCGGUCACACCGAUUGGCACCAAAGAGUUAGAUGGACGUAGCGCCUACAUAAACAAUCAAUACGUGGCCGACGAAGCACCAUUGUCGUACAAUGAUACUUCUCCGCCACUCUAUCAAUUUCUGCAGGAGCAAAUGGAGCAAAUACUCGCCUCGAGUUUGCCUGGUGAAUAUCGCUUGGAGAACAAUGCCGCCAAUAAAGAGAGUAGUGCGGUUGGCAAAGAGAUGACCACCAAUGGUUAUGGUGUGCCAGCGCUACAAAAUGCCGUAAGCAGUCCCGUAUUCGCCUAUGGCGGCACCAAUUUUCAGGAAGAAGACGAUGAUUUGAUAGGAGCCUAUGGCAAAGCACCGGAUGAUAAGUAUUAUCCUGGCAUUGCGCCUACCAAGCCAAGCACGAUGGAACUACCGAAACCGAUAAAAGUACAUAACAUUAUUACGCGGCCCAAAUUAACGCACACAGCGACAACAACCAGCACCACCACAACCACAGAGACGCCGAAAGCACCGAGCUUGGGUGGCUAUGGUGGCGGUCAGGUGUCACUCUCAGAGGUUGCCGCAGCGCCGCAGUACAAGCCACAAGUGUCCAACAAUAACAACAAUGGUUAUGGCUCACAGCCUAUGUCCAGCUAUAAGCCACAAAUCAAAGAGGAAUAUUAUUCGCCCAACCCGAGCAAGUACACUUAUGUGCGACAAAAUAGCACAGUGCAUAUGCGCAAACGUCGUAUCACAUUUAAGACGGUGGCGUCUGCAUCACAGAUCAUCUCCACGCCGCUGGCAGAUUUGAUGUUCAAGUACUCGAUUGGUGUGGCGAAGCCUUCGAUGGCGGCCGGUGGCAACUCUUUGUUCGAGCAUGAUGAUCAGCCCGUACAUAAUUCCCCUCCAAGCGGUUAUAAUGAUAAUCUGGAUCUGCCGAAGCACGCGUAUAGCGGUAAAAUAUCACAUAGCAGUCACAGAAAAAAUUAAGUCGGUACAGCUUAGAGAUAUUCUUAAUUAUGUGUAUUAUUUAUUGUAUGAAAUAAAAUUUUAUAAACUAU